UUAAUCGACCUUAAUUAAUUUCGUACGACCGUUAGACAUUUCCGGACACCUCCAAUCGAUCCAGAAACAAACCAACCUCGACCCAAGGACGUGCCCCUUGUACGUUGUGGACUGGCUAUUUAUGGCGAUUACCAACCCAGCUCAGCUUCGACAGUCGAUACGCGAUAUUUUACAAACGAUCCUCUGAACUUCCUCCGUGAAUUGCGAAUGAUCAAGUUUGAAUAUGGUGGCGUCUUCCGCAACGCUGUCACUGAGGGUCUCGUCUCGGCACUUGAGAUGUUUGAUCAGUACGAUGAACUUCGAGGGAUCGACGGCGCCGAACCGGAGCGGCAUCUUAUUCUUGUCGCUGAUAGCUCCCCUCACACGACGGGCUGCCGAUGCAACUCCAGUGAGCGAUACGACAAUUACAAUCUUAAUGAUGCAGCGCAGGAACUACUCAAACGUUUGAUCACCCUGUCAUUGAUAGCGCCAUCACAGCACAGCGAACUAAUCGAGCUGGUCAAAAAGACGAACCAGCAAACGGUUGAAAUUAUCGAUGCAUCGCCAAAAUCGUCUUCAAGUCAUAUCGUCAAACUUGCCGGAUUCCAGCUUCCUGCAACACCACCAGCAGUCGCCGCGCCAGCCAGCUCCACCCUACAGGUGUCCGACUCUCACAAUGUCCCCGCAAACCAGGCCAAGAGGGGCAGCAUGGCUGGACCGUCAGAAUCCGGGGACCUUAAGCGGGAGACGUCUGCCAGCUCACCAGCUGCCACUGGAAACUCACCAAAAUUAUCUGGACCCUCUGCGAAACGGACCAAAAUCGACGACACCCACACGCCAUCUGCGCCUGUUCCUGCUCCAGAUGAUAGCCGAAAGGUAGCGCAGGAUCAAGCUGCCAAACCUGGAGUCGACGCUCAGCCAGUCCCGAUAACCGGCACUCCAGAGACCACAGCCGAUGCUGUUACCACGGCGGCCAGUCCUGCGUUGUCCAAAGCUCGAAGUGCGGUGGCCCAGCCAAAGACUACCCCACAGCUCGCAUCAACGCCUCAGCAGGCGCAAGCGCAGCUGCAGCAACAACAGCCGCAGCAGCAACAGCAGCAACCUGGGCACACGCCGAAUCAGGCUACAUCAACACAAAUGUUGAAUUUGGGACCAGGAUUGACGCUGACGCCACAGCAACAUCAACAACUGACAGCACAACAUGUCCAGGCACUUAAAGUCCACCAGCUUCAGCAACUACAGCAACAGAUCGCACAGCAGCAGCAACAACAGCAACAGCAGCAACCAUCGCAACAACAGCCGCAACAACAGCAAGCAUCGCCACUGAUUAAGCAGCAACAGCUGGCACAGCAGCUGGUAGCUCAUCAAGCUGCUCAGCUAGCUGCAGCGCAACAGGCUGCUGCUGCUCAGCAGUCGCAGCAGCAGCAGGCGCAGAGGCAGGCUGUUCAACAACAACAGCAACAACUCCAGCGUCAGUUCUUGCUCCAGCAACAACAUCAACAACAGCAACAACAACAGCAGCAGCAACAACCACAGCAACAGCAGCAACAGCCGCAGCAGCAACCACAGCAGGGCUUCCCCAAUCCAACCCCAACCACAUCUGUCAGCAUGGGCGUGAAUUCCAGUCCCGCAAAAUCUCAGCCUGCAGGUGCGACUGGACAGGAGUACAAUCUCUAUCAACAGCAGCAGCAACACCUCAAGGCGCAGCCCCUACAGGCCCAGCUUCAGCAGCAAGCUGCCCAACAACAGCAACAACAGCACCAACAGCAACAACAGCAACAACAGCAACAACAGCAACAAUCUCAACAGCAGCAGCAACAACCUCAACAACAACUACAGGGCUCGGCGUCUGGGGUCGGCUCACCUUUGGUUGCCAAAUCUGCGGCGAUGGGUUCUCCACUGCAGCGUAAUGUAAGUUCGCCUGUGGCCAACAUUGCCGCAGGAUCACCGAUUGUCACGGCAGCAGUGCAGCAGGGACAAGCGCCAGGGCAGCAACAACAGCGUCCGGCGCAGGCAUUGGCCACUAAUCUUCCAGCUGGUCAGCAGCAGUCGCAACAGCAUAUCACCCCACAACUCACAGCCGCUCAGCUUCAGGCUCUGAGGGCGCUUCAGCAGCGUGCCAGCGGCGGUUCACUUACGCACCAGCAGCAACAGCAGCUCAUCCAACUCAUGGCUAUCCAACGACAAAAUGCUGUCGCACAAAUGCAGCAGCAGCAGCAACAACAACAACAACAACAACAACAACAACAACAACAACAACAGCAACAGCAGCAACAGCAACAGCAAUCGCCACAAGUCGCGCCACAACAGCAACAAGCGCAGCAGCAGUUACAGAACAUCCUUCUACUACAGCAGAGAAACCAGAUGCUACAGCAGCAGCAACAACAAAACCAGAACCAGCUACUCCAGCUGCAGCAACAGCAGCAACAGAACCAACAGCAGCAACAGCAAAAUACAGCAUUACACUCACAAGGAACUUUGGUUGCGCAGGAUGGGCAACAGCAACUUCCGCAGCCGUUGCAGCCAAAUCUACAGCAACAAAUGCAGACGCUUCAUCAGCAGCAUCAGCUACUGCUACAGGCUGCUCAACAACAGCAGCGUAACAACGGGUUAGGCGGUGAUCCCGUCUGGUCGGGCGAUAUUUCUUGGAUGAUCAAUACACCGAACGGUCAACCGCCACGGGAAUAUAUGUGCUCGGUGUCGACCUUUGCGGGCAAGAAGAUCGACAAGUCCCUGGAAGAGGAAUACUCCUUUUCGCUCUGGCCCAAGAAACUCAUCAUCUCGGGCCACAUGCCCGCCAAGACUUCUGAGCUACAGAAGCUCGCCGAGACCCACAGCCUCCCCUUCAUCUACAUCUACCCCUCUGCCGGCAACUCUGUCGAGAACAGCUCCAUUUUUGAUGCCUUCACCAAGAACCUCGGCAUCAAGAAAGUCGUGGCGACGGUUCGAUUCCCUCAGAUCGGUCCCAACGCCGGCAUGGUCCUGAUCUACAAUGAGAAGCGUUUCAAUCUGAUCGGGUUGCUGUUCCUGAAGGUUCCUAUCCCUAAUCUGCAAGUGACCGUGGGCAUACCGGCGGCUAUUCAGCAGCAGCAGCAACAGCUUGCGGCGCAACAGCAACAACAGAUCCAGCAACAGCAGCAGCAACAACAACAACAACAACAGCAACAGCAACAGCAACAACAGAUACAUCAGCAGCAAGCAGGAGUGAACACACCCAAUAUCAUAUCACCCACGAAUCAGCCCGGCGGGAUUACACCUCAGCAACAACAGACUUUCCUGUUACAGGCACAGCUUAUCCAACAGCAAAAGGCCAGGAUGCUGCAACAACAGCAGCAACAGCAUCAGUUCGCGUACCAGCAGCAGCAGGCAUCAUCGCAGGCUGGACAAGCUGCAGUAGCGAACGCUAACAAUAGCCCAAUCCAAACAAUGGGCAUGCCAGGACAGACAUUGGGCGCUCCCAACGUGUUACAGAACAUGCAAGGGGCACCCUUCACAGCACCGGCACUCAUCGCCAUGCAGCAACGCCUCCAGCUGCAGCUGCAACAACAGCAACAGCAACAGCAGCUGUUACAUCAUCAUCAGCAGCAGCAACAACAACAACAGCAACAACAGCAACAACAACAGAACCAAGGCCAUAUGCAAGAUCCGAAUCAAGGCUAGAGUCAUUAGAGUCGAAGAACUGUAAUAUACUUUUUUGUACCCC
This is a messenger RNA of Gamsiella multidivaricata, 3682 nucleotides long. RefSeq lists its product as uncharacterized. Gene Ontology annotation, biological process: positive regulation of transcription by RNA polymerase II. The record is from RefSeq and is a predicted model, not a curated record. The transcript has 7 exons. The coding region runs from base 208 to 3639 and encodes 1143 amino acids. NCBI's taxonomy places the organism in Eukaryota, Fungi, Mortierellomycota, Mortierellomycetes, Mortierellales, Mortierellaceae. Gene Ontology annotation, cellular component: transcription regulator complex; mediator complex.